AUGGACGAGGACUGCUUAGCACUGAACGUGGUCAGACCAGCAGGAUCCGCUGGCCAGAAGCUACCAGUAGCUGUAUGGAUUCACGGCGGUGGAUAUAUUAUGGGAGGAGCUACUGAUCGCCGAUAUAAUCUCAGCUUCAUCGUUCAGAACUCAGUCGAUAUCGGCAAACCCAUCAUUGCAGUCUCUAUACCAUAUAGACUGAGUGCAUGGGGCUUCAUCGACUCGCAAGAAGUACGAUCUGCCGGCAUAACAAAUAUUGGAAUGCAAGAUCAACGUCAAGCUUUGUACUGGAUCCAGGAGAAUAUAGCAGCAUUUGGUGGAGACCCUACCAAGGUGACAAUAUGGGGAGAAUCAGCUGGUGCCGGAAGUGUUGGCAUUCAUCUCAUCGCCUAUGGUGGUCGUGAUGACAAGCUCUUCAGCGGAGCCAUCUGCGAAUCAGGCAAUUCAAUUCUUCUUGGAUCGCAAAAUUACAAUGUCAGUGACGGCCAAGCAAUCUACAACAACAUCACCACAGCGGCAGGAUGCAGUGGUAGUGCAGAUACAUUGUCCUGUCUCCGAGCCGCUCCUUUCGAUAGACUGAACGCAGCUAUCAAUAUCACCCGUAGCUAUGGUUUCUACCCAUACCAGGACGGUACUCUGAUCCAAGGCUCACAAUACGAUCAGCUCAACAACGGCAACUUCAUCAAAGUCCCCUUGCUCAGUGGCGCAAACACAGAUGAGGGAGCCAGCUUCGGUCCUCGUGGCAUCAACAACGAUAGUGCUUUCGCAACCUAUCUUACAAACACAGGCAGGACAAGACCAUUGAAUGCGAGCACAGUGGCUAUUCUCCAGGCUGUAUAUCCCAAUCUUCCAGCUGCCAGUGACGUCCUCUACAGUGUGCCACUAGACUAUCAAUACAACAGCACAUACGGCUUUCAGUUCCGUCGCGCUGUCGCUUUUGGUGGGGACCUGGCAUUCCACGCCGCACGAAGACUUCAAUGUCAGUCGUGGGCCAUGCAGAACGUUUCCGCAUAUUGUUAUCGCUUCAACGCCAUUCCAUAUCCAUUGCCGAAUCUGACUGGCUCAGUACAUUUUCAGGAAGUGGCAUUUGUGUUCAACAACCUCCAGGGCUUGGGAUAUGCUUUUAAUCCCUUUCAAGGACAACCGCAGAGUUAUGUUGACCUUAGCAGCUUGAUGAGCAGGAUGUGGGCGAGCUUCGUACACGACGGGAAUCCAAAUGGUCAUGGACUUCAGGGCUAUCAGCAAUGGCCAGCUUAUGAUGUGGUGUCUGGAGGUGGUGUAGGAUAUGACUACUUUUUCGAUGCAAACACUACUAGUCGUCCUGAGAAGGAUUCUUGGCGGGCUGAGGGUAUUGCAUAUUUGAAUACCCUGUGGAAGACUGUCUAUGGUCGGUAG
Molecule: messenger RNA, 1395 nt
Organism: Lithohypha guttulata
Lineage: Eukaryota; Fungi; Ascomycota; Eurotiomycetes; Chaetothyriales; Trichomeriaceae
Exons: 3
Coding region: 1-1395 (464 amino acids)
Source: RefSeq, a predicted model, not a curated record